GUAAUGGCCAGCACCAAACACUCUGAAACAGAAGUCCUCAUUAGUAUGGGGCAGGAAAGAUCUAAUGUGGCCACUACAAGCAGCAAGCAAGAUGGCAACAGGGUGUCAUGCCCAAAAGGUUCUGAUCCCACUAUCUCAGUCCAACACACAGACAUCACUUCAGUUGCCCGUGGUGUUUUCCUAUGUGUGUUGUGCUCAGAGUCAUUUACUGACGGCCUAGCUCUGGCAGUACAUGAGCGCAGCCACGGCCAAAGCCCAGCAUUGCGCUGUACUGUCUGCGAUCGUUCCUUCUCACUGCCAGGAGAUCUACACCGGCACAGAAGACGUCACGAGAGACGUGGUGGGAUUGCAGCUAAUCGUUCUGAGGCAAUUGACAAUGAUCACGUACCGGUACCUCUCCGAAGCAAUGAACAGGGCACGCAGACCACGAAGGUAGCGGAGAAAAGCAGCAUAACUCAGGUGUCAGUGGUAUGCAGCGCGGAUGCCAGCGAUGUUUCUGCGGGUAUUUUGAGCACCGGGACAGCUGGAGCACGUACUGUCGGGAACCGACCAUCGGAGGACAAGCGAUGCACCAGCGAGAGCGUUAGAGCGGGAAGUUUGACGCCACCGAAGAAUAAACAUACGAAGCUGAUGGAGAAAAGCCGGCGAUUGUCUGAGGUUUCUCGUGCCUCAGCUUCGGACAUUGAUAUGCAAGAAGGAAUGAGUGGUAACAGCACUGUCAGUGGUACCAUUGAGUCUUCAGAGGCGACUAGCGACGCCCUCGAAUCUCCUUUUCAGUGUGCCAUCUGCCGUGCCCGCUUCGGCCACGUGUCCUCUCUGCAAAAGCAUGUCGAAGGUCAUGUACAGACCGAAAGCCGCCAAACUGUGAAGAAAGCACCUCCACGCCGCAGCCAGAGAAGUCGUCCUGCUAAAAGACGUGCAUGUGCCGAUGAAAGCAUAGGUAAAGAUAUUGAUCUUGGGAGCGAUGAUGCAGGAAGUGGUGUAAGAAAUGAUGGUGACGUCGGCGUAAAGUCUUCGGAUAACCCUCCCGUGGCGAAAAAGCGAACAUGUCGUGGUCGCAAGGACCCAGGUCAAGCCGCCAUGUCACGAUCGUUGAAGGAUGGUUCCAAGGCGGGCGCACAGGCAGCGCUAUCUUCUACCGCUGAGGCCGGCUCAGUAAGUAACCCCGAGUCGGGCACCAGUGCCAACCUGGAACUUGCCACUUCCACCCCCGAGAUACAGGCAGCUGGUUUGCCAGCACAGAACUCAAAGGAAGACGCCUCUUCUGCCCAACCAGCCAUCGAACAGAGUACUGCUACCAAGUUCUUACAACCAAGCCCCCGUCGUCGCACUUCUCGUGCCAUAAUACCGUUAGUGAUGGAUGAGGAAAGUUAUGUGGACGACGCUCCUGCUGUGUCCCCCAGAACUCAACCACCUUCAGCGCUCAGCGGCACAAAGCUGGGAGCGCCACCAGGCGCCUCAAAUGGUGGGGUAGACGAAGCCGCGCCGUUGUCGACUCUUACGCCACUAUCGACACCUCCCCCGAUGGUUGAGUCGACGGAGGGUUCGGCGGUGGAAGGCCAGGAAGCCACCACGUCGAGUGAAGCAGAGGCCGUUGCUCCGGUUAAGUGUCCAGAAGUACCCGGGCAAUUCAAGUGCGACGUGUGUGGGCGUCGACUGGCCCACCGUCACGCGCUUGCUCGCCAUAGGCGACUGCACUUCGCUCGCGAGAACUUCCAGUGCGAUAAGUGUCCACGUCGCUACUCACGAUUCGAUUCACUGGUUACGCACAGUCGGAAGCACGCGACUGAAGCGACACACAAAUGUCAAAUCUGUUCUAAGGCGUAUCGGUUGCGCUCUCUUCUCGAGUACCACCAGCGGGAGCAUAAGAAUGAAGAUGUCCCUCCUGCACCGGUUGCAGAGACACCUCGUUUCGAGUGUGCAGAGUGUGGUAAAACGUUUUCGUUCAUGACAGCGCUGCGGCGGCACGCACGUCUGCAUCUUGGUACUAAACACUUCUUCUGCGAACUUUGUCCAAAGCGGUACAGUAGGUUCGAUGCUCUCGUGCUUCAUGCUCGAGCUCACUCCCUACUCACCCCUUUCGAGUGCGUGAUAUGUGCGCGAUCUUUUUCACAGCGCCAGAUUCUUGAGUACCACGUCAGGGCGCAUGCGGGUGCUGUCGAUGGCGCUUACCCACCGUUCAAUUGCACUAUGUGCGGGAGGUCGUUCCCCGAUGUGGCUCAGCUACGCGAACAUCGCUUGCGGCACUCAGCCACUCGUUCGUACCUGUGUGACAUGUGUGGGAAGGCGUUCAAGUCUGCCAACAAACUUCGUCGUCAUGUAAUGACGCAUACUGGCGAGCGACCGCUGACCUGCAAAGUGUGCGAACGUCGUUUUGUGGACAGCACGUCGCUGACUCAACACAUGCGGAUCCAUUCAGGCGAACGACCUUUUCAGUGUCACGUAUGUGGCAAAAGUUUCUCGCGUAACGUGACGUUAAAGAUUCACGGGCGAACGCACAGUGGCGAGAGACCGUACCCUUGUGAGAUAUGUGGUCGAGCCUUCACCACGAUAACCCAACUCCGGAGGCAUGGACGCGUUCAUAGCGGUGAGAGGCCUUACAUCUGUACCGUCUGCGGUAGGGCUUUCUCACAAGCUACUCACAGGAAGGUACACAUGCGCACUCACGCUCCGCGACCUGAUGACGCAGUGGACGGGCAGCAACCUCUUCUGUGGCUGCAGCAGCCUCUUCCUGCGGCGUUACAGCAGCCUCAGCAGCAGCAAGAGCAACAACAGUCGCAGCAGCAGCAGCAGCAGCAGCAGCAGCAGCAGCAGCAGCAGCAGCAACAACAACAACAGACGCAGCAACAGCAGCAAGAGAAGCAACUUCACCAUCAGCAGGAGAAACAACAACAGCUGACCGCGCCAGCCACUGGCCACCAACAACAUCAACAAUCUCAGGAACAUAGCCAACUAUAUACGCUACAUGAAGGGCUGCAGGCAGUGGCACCACUUCAACUUGAAGAGGGCAACGUGCCGCUGCACUUCCUCGAGCAUUGAUACACAUAUGUCCUUGUCAAUGACGCUGUUUUGGGCGUGGACAAGCGUGUAAACUUUGAGCUUUCGCUUGUAUGAAAGGCUGAUCCGAAGAGGGGAAGGGGCAUUUGGGGCAAGGCUCUUCUGUGGCGCCCGAAAUCGAAAUAAAAAAUCUGCGUUUUCUCUAGAAUAGAACGAAAACAACAUUUUUAUGAGCAAAAGUAAAAGUUUGCUUUAAACUGCUCAGCAGUGUGUAAAGAAUCGAAAUCCGGGAGAUUUUUUAAAAUUUGAGAUUUUUUUGGGGGGAGGGGGCUUGCUCGCUGCCUCCCCCACAGCGUCCAAGACCGCCUUUCUGGAUCUGCCAGUCGCUUGUAAGUUGUAUGCGAUAGUGUUCCUUGUGUGUUUGGUAGGUAUAUAGAGAUCCGCUGUCGCCUAUGACGCUGUUUCGGGGCGUUGAGAAACGUGCAGAGCGUGACGGUUUACUGGAUGGCGAGUGUGUUGCUUGUGUACUUACGCUUUGUAUAUGAAGUUUUGAUGGAUGUCUCAAUUAUGGAGCGGUUGCUUUAUUGACCACUGCCUGCGAGUGUACAACUGCCUGUGUAUUGUAUAUUUACAAUCUAUGAAGUAUAACAAUACAUAUGUGAAGCCUCAU
Molecule: messenger RNA, 3667 nt
Organism: Amphibalanus amphitrite
Lineage: Eukaryota; Metazoa; Arthropoda; Thecostraca; Balanomorpha; Balanidae
Product: zinc finger and SCAN domain-containing protein 10-like
Exons: 1
Coding region: 4-3039 (1011 amino acids)
Biological process (GO): regulation of transcription by RNA polymerase II
Molecular function (GO): RNA polymerase II cis-regulatory region sequence-specific DNA binding; DNA-binding transcription factor activity
Source: RefSeq, a predicted model, not a curated record